This is a messenger RNA of Symbiodinium pilosum, 2067 nucleotides long. The record is from the annotation of a GenBank genome assembly. NCBI's taxonomy places the organism in Eukaryota, Dinophyceae, Suessiales, Symbiodiniaceae.
AUGAGGGAUGGAGCCUCUUCCAGUGAAGGAGGUUCCCCGCGUGAAGGACUGGAGUGCGAGCGCUGCGAGGUAAGCGCAGGUUGGCUGACAGAACUCCGCACUUCCAUCGAUCGCGUCAACGAUUUCUUCACUUCAGUCGCUGAUGAAGCGGAGGCCCGGCUCAGCGCUGGACGGGACGAGCUCCAACAGGCCCACGGAAGUGACCACGAGCCGCAACUUCGAGUUCACCUACAGAGCAUGACGCAGCAGCUACAGAGCACCCUUCUUGAUCUGAGCCAUUUUGCAGCUGCAAACUAUACUGCUGUGUAUAAGAUCCUGAAGAAGCAUGACAAGCAGACCGGGCUUUGCACCCUGCCUUCUGUUCUGCAGCAAGUGGUGACAGAGCCUUUCAACGAUCCAGGCAAAGCUCGGUUGGAGAGCCUGCAGUUCCAACUUCGAGAAUUUGCAGACAAGCUUGGCGUGGAUGGUGAUCUGCAGUUGAGCUCUCCACAUGAUAAAUCUGCAACGGAAAACUUGUGGGCCUUAGCACGAAUUUCGUUUUCGUUGGGAGUCAUUUCCAUGGCGCUCAUAGUCCUGGCUGUCCUUUCGGGAAUGGAGCCUCAGAUCAAUCACUUCUCUGUUGAGGACUUGGCAGCUACUAUUCCGGUGCUGCGCUUAUCCUUCAUGAUGAACUUGACUGCUUGGCUGGCUGGUGGAUGCGCGAGUGUGUUUGAGCGGUACAGAAUCAAUUACAUGUUUCUGUUGGACAUCUCCCCAGACCUUGACGUUUCAGCUAUGUCCUUGCUGAACUAUGCUUCAGCACAGACGGGGGUUUGGAUAGUUUUAACAUUCUGUUUUCUUGCUGACAUGAAGUUUGGCGCAGUACUGUUCAACAUUCACCCUGCAAUUCACAAAUUCGGCUGGUCUUUGGCCCACAUCUAUUCUAUCAGCGUGCUCAUCCUACAGUUUGCAAUUACUUCCCGGUGGGUGUCAAAGGGCGCUCGGCACCUUUUCUCGAGACUGAUAAUGCGCGUGUUUUGCUUCUCCCUGCUCGGAGAAGUCAGCUUCGCUGAGAACAUCUUUGCUGAUUUCCUGACAUCACUGGGCCGACCUUUGAAGGAUGCAGCCUACACCAUAUGCUAUUUCAGGAAUUGGCGAGCAUUCAAUGCUCGUGACAUUCGGGUGCAGUGCAAGCAAGACAAGGGUCUCGCAUGGGCCAUGCUUCAACUCAUCCUGGUGCUUCCACUCCUCUUUCGGAUUGCGCAGUGCUUGCGAAGGAUGCGAGACACGGGCGACACAGCUAGACAUUUGCUUAAUUGCGGCAAAUACUUCUUGGCAAUCAUUGUCAGUCUCCUUGCUGCUGUGCACAUUCUCCCGCUGGGGCUGACACCGCUGCAGUUCAACUUUGUGAGAGUUGUGAGUUACCUAGCCGCAACUUCUUAUGCUGCCACCUGGGACCUCAUUGUAGAUUUUGGUCUGAUGGUUCAACACCGACGAUGCUUAUAUCCUCGCUACAUGUACGCUGUUCUGGCUGGGUUGGAUGUUGCUUUGCGGAGUACGUGGCUGCUGACCUACCAGCCGGAUUGCCGAGCAUUCGUUGGUGCUUCCACGUUCAAUCGUGAAUGCUUCGCAUUCAUGAUCAGCUCGCUGGAACUCAUCCGUCGUGCAAUUUGGGCAACCGUGCGAAUUGAACACGAGCAUCAAAGCAAUGCUGGACGCUUUCGCUCGGUUUGUUGGGUUCCACCACUCGAGCACCGCAGGCCAAUGAAGGCACAGACACAGAAGUUCUGCGACAGCUUCAAGAGAAAGGAGCCGACUGUCGUGGCUUUACAUCCCCCGCAUCGCUCAUAUGCUCCACAUGCUCCAAGGCAGCCGGUGGAUUCAACACCUCCAACGCAUGGUGACUUCACGGAUCACAGCCUCGAGGUUGCGCAGGCAGAGAGGCCCUGCUGUGAGAUCGACAGGCAAGACGCGUCAGAGGCUCUCUUCUCCGAGCUGCAGCAGUACCAAGGCCAUCUGUGUGGAAAGGCUCGUUCCAGGUUGCAGUCUACCAGGACCAAUGCUCGAAGGCGCAGCUGGGAGCCGUGA